Molecule: messenger RNA, 954 nt
Organism: Penicillium canescens
Lineage: Eukaryota; Fungi; Ascomycota; Eurotiomycetes; Eurotiales; Aspergillaceae
Exons: 1
Coding region: 1-954 (317 amino acids)
Source: RefSeq, a predicted model, not a curated record
AUGUCCUCCAGCAGUGAUUCCAGCCCAGGCAACUGGAUUACAGGCAGCUACACCGGCAACAGCAUCGGCGUCCGCAUCACGAUCGCGACCUUUGUUGGCGUCGCGUGGUACAACGUAGUCGAGUUGAUUGUCCUCAUCUUCCUCACCUUCAAACGAUAUGAGGGUCCCUACUUCUGGAGCAUGCUGGUAUCCAGCGUGGGAAUCCUGCCUUACUCGGUCGGCUAUUUGAUCAAAUUUUUCGGUCUCACUUCCGCGACUUGGUUGCCCGUUACGCUGUUGACCAUCGGAUGGUGGACGAUGGUCACCGGCCAGUCAUUUGUGCUGUAUUCGCGACUGCAUCUUGUCAUUCAGAACAUGCGCGUCUUGCGAUGGGUGAAAACGAUGAUCAUCACCAAUAUUUUCUUGCUGCAUGUGCCAACUACUGUGCUCACUUAUGUUGCCAACUUUUCCAAUUCCCAGACGUCUGUUGAUGGCUAUGAUGUUAUGGAGAAGUUGCAGUUGACUGGUUUCUGUGUGCAGGAGGUCAUUAUCUCUGCUAUGUACAUGUGGGAGACGAAUCGCAUGUUGCGCAUGAAUCAGGAUCAUGUCAGUCGCAAGACUAUCAUGCAGCUGCUUGCUGUCAAUGUUUCUUGUAUCCUCAUGGAUAUCGCGUUGAUGGUGAUUGAGUUUAUGAACUUCUAUAUCUACCAGACUACUCUCAAGGCCACGCUGUACAGUAUCAAGCUGAAGCUUGAGAUUGCCGUCUUGGGUAAACUGGUCAAUAUCGCCCACCAGCAUAUGUGGCGGUCCUCGUCGCUGAAUGGUGCAGGUCACUACCCGUCUUUUGUCGAUCCGAGUCGCGCCCUGGGUGAUUUCCAACAUGCAGACUCGCUGGCUACUGAUUCUAUGGCUACGACUUUGGGCUAUAAGGGACGUACGUCCGGGACUGAAGCCAUGGACACCGAUAUCCGGUGA